Molecule: messenger RNA, 14402 nt
Organism: Zeugodacus cucurbitae (melon fly)
Lineage: Eukaryota; Metazoa; Arthropoda; Insecta; Diptera; Tephritidae
Gene: Nuak1
Product: STE20-like serine/threonine-protein kinase
Exons: 17
Coding region: 1772-10711 (2979 amino acids)
Biological process (GO): intracellular signal transduction; protein phosphorylation; regulation of cytokinesis
Cellular component (GO): spindle pole centrosome; spindle microtubule; spindle midzone
Molecular function (GO): ATP binding; tau-protein kinase activity; protein serine/threonine kinase activity
Source: RefSeq, a predicted model, not a curated record
UUUUCAGUCAUGAAUUUUACCAUAGCUGAUACCUUUGGUGAUUCGGUGAUUUCAGAUUUUCAUUGCUACCACCCGCCAUUGUUUGUCUUUGCUGUCGACAUUAUUUUAUUGCCAAUUGUUUAAUCUCUUUUACAAUAUUAUUUCGUUUUUUCUGUUGAUGCGUCGUUCAUUUCUUUUACACUUUCAUGCCGCUGCACAUUUUCAUUCAUUUCAUCUAUUAUUCAUGCAAUGUUUGCUUGCCUCCGUUACUCAUUGUUAUGCAGCAGCACACUCAGCAAUGCAAAUAAAGGAAUUGUCUGAUUUCUUUUGUGUAUUUUUUUCGCUUUUUCGCUGUUUUUAUUUAUUUAUUCCGGCUUUGUAUAGUUUAUUGCUAAUAUUACUAUUGCUGUUGUUGUUGUUGUUUUUGCUAACGCCCAGCAGCUAGUUUAAUUGACAGAACAGCUGGUGUACAAGCACGGCAGCGGAUAACACUAAGUGCGAAUCAAUCAAAUGUAGCAUUACGGCUUAAGCUCCGGGGAAAAGCCCGGUAAAUGCGUAAAUUGAUUGGAAAUAUUUUAAUAGACACUUGUGUCGCAUUAACUAUUUACAACUAUUCGUGGUAUUUAUAUUUCAAGCGGAGGGGUUUAUUAAAUAUUUGCGCUUUGUCAGAUUCAAAAAUUUUAAACAUUUUGCUAAAUUUUCAUACGAGAGUGCCAAAAGAACGCGCCGAAAAGUGAUUUAACAACACUGCUAAUGGUCAAAUCAGCUGUCAAACACAAGCUGCAUUUUACUUAUUGUUGAUGUUUUAACAGAUUUUGGAUGAGUUCUAUUUCAAGACCCUAGGGGUUCUUUUAGUUUUCCCAUCAAGUCACUUCUUUUUAAACCAAAUCGCAGAAUUCCUUGAAAAAGUCCACUUUGUAUUGUUUUUUUAUUAUAGCGUGUGUUCUUUUGCCGCUUGUUUACACUAGAACAAGCUGUUAUUAUUUAUUUGCUUCCAUCACAAGAACAAAUUUUACAUUUUAACACGAGAUAUUCAUAAUUUUUUUGCAGAAAAAAAUGUAAAAAAUAAUUUCAUUCACCUUCGCCUAAUUGGCUCGACAAACGAAACAAGCAAUGAUGACCCUCUCAAGUGCACUCCAGCAACAACUGCUAAACCUGCUCAGACAACAUACAGUCUUGUCAUGCAAAUUUCAUUCAUUCAAUUGCGCUCUCUUGCAGCCAAUCGAAUUUGCAAAUUUUUUGGAAAAGCUUUUUGCUACACGCUCGAGUGUCUUCUUCAAACAAAUUUUUGCUUUAAAAUAAUUUAUUUGUUUUCACAUAAAACGUGUUUGUGGUUAUGUAGUACUUGUAUAUGUAUAAAUACUAUGUAGAUCUACAUGUUUGUUUAUGAGAAAUGAAGUAGCAGCUGUGAGAAUUUCAAGAAUUUCGUCAAAUAAAUAUUUUUGAAACUUUUUUUGCUUUAAUUUUUGUUACACUGCAUGAAAUUGAAAUUUUUUGGAACAAAUCGACAAUCCACAUAGUAAAGUCAAUGUGAGCAAUACGAGUUUAGUGGUGUUAUUUAGUUUUCUGGUUUAAUUAUUUUUGCUUCGAAAAUGCGAAAAUGAAGGAUUGGUGUGAAAUCAUUCGGGAAGAUCGGGUGACAGUAUCUCGAAGUAAAAUAUUCUUAGAAAUCGAAAUGAAUAAAAGAAGACGAAAGUGAAUGUACUUAAUCAAAUUGGUGUUAAUAUUUAUAUCCGGUCAAGAACCGUAUAUUUUCAACAAGAAGGGUGCAUUACACAGUUAAAGCUCAAAAAUGGUGAUAAGCAAUCCGGAUGCGGUGGCUGCCGCCGCCACCACCAACAACACUGCUGGCGAUGCGGUUGACUUGGCACAUCCAUCGGGUAUUCCACGUGAUAGAAUCGAUAAUAUAAUGAGCGGUAUAGCAAAUACGGGCGAUGUGAAAAUGAAUAACCACCGAAAGAAGCUGCGUCAGAGGUUUGAUAUUAUUAAAAAGUUAGGUCAAGGCACAUAUGGCAAAGUGCAAUUAGGUAUAAAUAAGGAAACCGGCCAGGAGGUGGCUAUAAAAACCAUAAAAAAGUGCAAAAUAGAAGCGGAGGCUGAUUUGGUGCGUAUUCGUCGUGAGGUGCAAAUUAUGAGCUCAGUGCAGCAUCCCAAUAUCAUACACAUUUAUGAAGUAUUCGAGAAUCGUGAGAAGAUGGUGUUAGUUAUGGAAUUCGCCGCAGGCGGUGAACUGUAUGACUAUCUCUCGGAACGAAAGGUGCUAAAUGAAGAAGAGGCGCGUCGCAUAUUCCGCCAAGUGGCCACGGCUGUAUACUAUUGUCAUAAGCACAAAAUUUGUCAUCGCGAUUUGAAGUUGGAGAAUAUACUACUCGAUGAGCAUGGCAAUGCAAAGAUCGCCGAUUUUGGUCUCUCGAACGUGUUCGACGAACAAAACUUACUAUCCACAUUUUGCGGUUCGCCGCUUUACGCCUCUCCCGAAAUUGUUGAAGGUACUCCCUACCAAGGUCCAGAAGUCGACUGCUGGUCCCUUGGUGUGCUCCUCUAUACUCUAGUCUAUGGAUCAAUGCCAUUUGAUGGUUCCAAUUUUAAAAGACUUGUUAAACAAAUCAGUCAAGGUGAUUACUAUGAGCCAAAGAAACCAUCGCGUGCAUCAACGCUCAUACGUGACAUGUUGACAGUGAGUCCACGCAAACGUGCCACCAUCGAACAGAUUUGUGCCCAUUGGUGGGUCAAUGAAAAUGAUAACGUCUCAUGUCUGGACUUGGCUGAAGAGCUGGCGACACAAACACCAGUUCGUUUGGAUGUGUUGUUGUCGUUGACACCGGCCGCCGUGACGGCCGAUCAAUUGGUUGUGCCAUCCGCUGAUGCGGGUAAGGGAGAACGUGUGCCACGAAGCCACUCGGUGGGAUCGAUACGUGAUAUGGGUGGUAAUACGGAAGCCGAACGCAGAAUAUUGGACAUGGUGGCUGCUGGCGGCGAAGCAGCACUCAUGCCAUCACCAACACGCACAAUCACACCCACGCAGAGCCCAGUGCAGAGUAAACGCAAACUCCAGACCACAGUCUCCACGGAGAACGCGCAUGGUGCGGCGCUCAAGAAGAAAGAUAAACCUGGCAGUAGUUCUAUGAUACUCGGAGAGUCCACCGUGCCAUUACCGGCAGAAAUACCCAUGGAGACGGAGGAGGAUGAGGCAGCAGAGCAGGCAAUAGUCGAAGAGCCAAUUACACCGGCCGCUGCCCAAACAAUGCCAUCAAGCAGCUUCUCCCAAAGAGAUAUGGAAAUGGUGGGUGAUCUGUGCGAGCAACUGAUUAAAGAAGACUCCAAAUCAGCGAUCACUGCACCAAACACAGCAACACUGACUGAACCCAGCGCACCUGUGACACCUACACAUGCCAGCGUGCCGCGUCAGAAAACCGUUAGCAAGCUGGAGUCGCUGGAAGAAGCGCCCGAGGAAAAGGACGCCACCAAAGUUAUAAAGAAAUUCGUCAACAAGCAUAAAACAGCUGAUCUGGUCAAUGCGAUCGGUCAGAUAACUCCCGAGAAAGCCAACGAGCAGUCUACGGCCACGUCGGCUGCAAUAACAACCACUAAUGCCAAAAGCGCAUUUGCCAAGCCAACAGCAGGUGCAGCAACCGCAAAUAACGCCACACCAGCGCCCUUCGUGCGUAAAUGCAGUCUACAGGAUGAAGGUUCCUUGAAUAAAUUCAAUGCUGACCGGCGAAAGUCGCGUGUGCUCGAAACCACCGAAAAGCUACAGCAAAUGAACACUGCCGGCGGCGAGAAACCGAAGAAGUUCAGCAUACCCGGCGUGAGCGUCGGCAGUUUCAAGAAGGAGUUCGAACGUAAAGCUACAAAUCCGCCAGUACAGCAAGGUCCCACACCAGGUGAGUUACGCGCAAUGGAAGAAGUUGCGGCCGCCGCUGCAGCCGCGCAAGAAUUGGAAGCGGAUGAACAAUCACCAGCUCCCGGUAGCGCGCAGCCAACAACACCCGUGCCAACAGGUUACAUUGAGUCAAGCGAUUCAAAGACUUCCGUCGCCUCGUUGUCACUGGAAGAUGCGCGCCGCUCCAUGGAGAACUCGAUUGCGCUGUUGCGUCAGGCGCAAAGCGAAUCCUCGAAAGAGGUGGAUCAGUUGUGCGCGCAAACGGAGAAUAUCGAAGUCAGCGAGGCCAGCAGCCCGAUAGUGGCUGAGCGCGAAAGAAAAUUGAAGAAUGCACGCGCCAUCAUUGGAAAUGCCAUACAGCCAGUUAUACGCAGGCCACCAUCACAACCAUCCUUUGGCAUCGGCGGCGGGGGCUACGGUCAAAUGCGUGCAGCCAGUGGCGGUUUUAUUGGUUUUGGCAGCAGUGGCAGCGGCAGCGGCAGCAUGAACGGCAUGGUUGGCGACAGCGGCUAUGGCUCGAUGGGCGUCAACGCUCCAUUUGGCGGCGGCAGCGCCGGUGGCUUUGGCUUUGGCGUCGUCGAUGUCGGCAAUAAUAACAACGUUGUUGGCAACCAUGCACCACAGCCGCAAGUGGUGGCAUAUAAUAUGAGCGCCGCCCCUCAGUUACCGCAGCCUCUGUUGGCAUCGAGAAAUGCAAAUGCGAAGGCAAAUUCAAAAGUGAAUGCGAAUGCAAACGUUGCCCUCGCCGCUGCACGGCAACAUAUAAUGGGUCGUUUGGCAGCUACCGCUGGUGGUCAGAAUGAGUUCCAAAGUGAAUUUGCACCGUCCAACUAUUUCAUACAGUCACCAACCACCUCCACUCCCACUUCCCUAUAUACCCAACAACAUCAUCAGUACCACCAACAACAACCACAAGUACACCAACACAAUUCACAGCAACAAAAGCAACAGCAACAACAACAACAGAGACAAUCACAACCACAGCCCAGUCAAUAUCAAGCUACUAAUUCUUUGCCGCAAUCAACACAAAAUCAACUUUUGCAAUUCCAACAAAGACUACAACAAUUACAACAACAAAGACAGAGACAUCAUCAAGCGCUAAUAGAGCAGCAAAAUGAAUUUGAAUUGCAACAGCAACAACAGCAACAACAAGAAAAACAUGCAUUUCCCCAACCAUUAUUGCAACAACAACAAUAUCAAAAUAAACAAGCUCACAGCAUGUCAAUGCCACACACACUUGCCGCAUCUGCCACUGCCACUGCCGCCAACGUCAAAAAUACCGCCAUUUCCUCUACCGCCACCGCCACCACCGCGAAUAGUGUGCCAAAACCGUUUUAUAAUGCACCACCUCCUUCGAUAUUCUACAAAUCAUCGCCGGGUGGCGAGCCGAACAACACCGUGAAGACAUCCACCGCUACCAUAACACUGAAAUCAGCCACAUUGCCGCGCCGUAAACCGAGCACCAAAACGGAAAUUCAAUUAGAAAUCAAGCCGCGUAUUGUCGAAAAACCGAAUAUGCAUUUCACAACGGAAAUGCAGCAUCCUGUCGCUGACUUGCGCAGCGCGCCACCACGUGAUGGUCCGGCGCCUUACAGCCCCAUCAAGACGAUGUUGAAUGCGCGCGCCACAAGCCUCGAACCCAAGGAGCACAUUAUACCCAUACAGCGACCACAAGCGCCGUAUGCGCGCACAACUUCAAAUACAACAACAAGGUCUGGUUCACUAUCGCGACAAUCGACCAAUGACUCUGAAUCCGACACAACAACAACUGCAAAUAUGUCACAAUCCACCGUUACGGGCUCAUCACAACCGAUUAAAAAGAGUCCACGCGAAUUCAUCAUACCAAUUGCGAUGGAGGGCGGCGGCUUCAUAACACCGCGCGAGGGCAGCAUUGAACCGUCAGAGUCUAGUCACACCGCCUCGAGUCGUUCGACCUUCAGUCGACUGCGACCAACUCGUCGCAUUGGCAGUUCACUGCUUAACGAUUCUGGCAUCGACGAUAAUUCGCCAUUCCAGAAGUUCCGCACCUCGUCCAGUACCAGGGAAGCCGACGAGGAACCGCGUUUUACGCUGCACAGAUUAAGAAGCUCAAGACCGGUGAAGAAACUCAGUCAGGAGAACGAUUCACAAAGUUCCGGCGAAGAGGAUGACGAUGACGGAUUUGAAAUACUCACCGCUGAAAAUCUCUUCUCCACACUACUACAACGAGUGCACGCUUUGACACAUCGCAUGAAUGUCGAUAAAGAUUUGACAGCAGGCUUUUCGAAUUCAAGCCGCCUGCUGAGCAAUAUGCGGCAUGGUCCUUUCUGGAAUCAGGAACCUUUUGGCAGAUCUCAAGUGAGUUAUACAUACAGUGAAACGGUCGAAAAGAAACAAGUCCGCCUCAACAGCGCCUCCGGCAAUAAUGUGGGCGCACCAUGGCGUCACAGUAUGUCACGUGAUUUGGGCAAUGACAUGGACUCCAUAUUUUCACGCACUGGCGCCACACUGCCAAGAGGUACAAAGGCGGCGUCGAAAAUUGGCCGUCCGGCCACUAUCGCCGAACCUAGUAGCACAGUUGACGGUCAGGCAACGCCAGCCAUAGCCUCGGAUGAGCCACUCGAUUUGGCCGACUUAGAUCUCUCGCGUCUACGUUUGAGCAAGAAGGAUCUAGAAACGCUAUCCAGCAUUACACCCGGUCUACCGAAAUGCUUCCAGGAGCAACUACUGGCCAAAUUACCGCCAACACAGGCGCGCAAAUUAUCACGUACAUUGAGUAUGCAAGGCGGUACACAAACCGCACCCGUAAGAGUUUAUAAGCGCAGUCAAAGCGGUGGACGUGGUGUGCUACACACGGGUGGUGGACAGGAUCUGAAAGAAAAUCUCGCCGAAGAGACCGCCAGCAGUAGCACGACGAGCAAACGUAGCACAGAUAGCAGCGAACGUCGACACUAUGAUCCUGUUUAUCGUCGCAGUCUCAGUCGUACACGCUACGAUUAUGAAUCGAGUAUUCCUUCCUCAAGUGAUGUCGUGUCGAAAAGUCGCAGCAGCAGUGUUUGUCGCGAUGAUUACGGUAAAUCGAUAUGCUCCACCUAUACAACUGACAUCAAUGAUCGCUACAAAUACUACUCACCAUAUUUGAAUAAAACGGUGACAAAAGACUCUUCAACAGAGAGUGGUUCCGUAUCGCCGCAAAAACGUUAUAGUAGUUUAGGUAUGCCACGUGAUACAGUCGGUUCUGCGCAAGGGCGUCCACCAAGUGGUUGUUUGUCGCCGCCUAUUCUAUCAACAGACGGUGGUAGCAGCUCAUUGCGUAGACGCUCUUCGCAGAAACGUAUCUCACGAUUUCUGCGACCAGACUUUUUCGAUGAACCACUCGAUGAGAAUCCAUUUCAACGUGAGAAGAAACAGCGCGAGCGUGAAACUCAAAGUGUGCUACGUGAGAUAAGAGAAAGAUCACGUGAGCCGAGUAGAGAACGCUGUAAUUACAGCAGUUUUGAUGCGGAAGACGCAAUGUCGCGUAAACAAAGUUUACCCAAUGCAGAGAGUUCCGGUAUACCAACACCUAAACAUGUGCGUAAUAAAAGCAUGGAAAUCUAUUCAGAGUAUCAGCCGGCUAGCAGUUCAUCACAGGAGACAAUUAGGCACAAUCGUCACAGCUUGUCGCGUCCACGUGACAUAACUGAGGAAUUGCGUAAGAAUGAGCUGGCCGAUAAGAUUUUGGAAGAGUUACAAUUACUUUCAGCUACACGAACACAACAAGAUCAAGAACAGCAGUUGAGAUCGACGCUGCCAAGAGAGAUUUCGGUAGAGCGCACUUCGGAGACGACUACAAAAUCAGUAGUCGAGGGGCCGAGUAGUCGCGCGGAAAUUGAAGAGAAAGAGUCCUCAUCUACAAUAAAGAAAAUUAAAAAGAUAAAACCCAAAGAUAAAUCCAAUACUACAGAAUCCAGCACAGACGCAGAUGCAACAGUUACCACAUCUGUGGUGAAGAAAGUAAAAAAGAUUGUGAGAAAGACUGAAACCACAAAGACGACACUCAAUGAAGCUGCCGCCGCCAAUCUGAAUACCGCAGAGGAUAAUGCACUCACACCUUCAGAAAUAGAACAGUCAAAGAGAGAGUCUAAGCUUAAGCGACCUAAGUCGUAUCCAACCAAAGAACCAACUAACGCCAUUAAACCAGAUAUUAGUACUUUGACACCUAAGCUACCUAAUAAACCAAGUACUAUACCAGAAAUGACCGCAGAUACUACUUUAGAGGCGUCGAAUGCACAGUCCGCACGUGAAAGUCGACUUAUACGACCCAAGAGUUACCCAGCAUCAAAACUCACACCACCAAAAGAAUCGAGAAAAAUUACUCGUAGCGGCGCCGCAAUCCCCACUAUAGCCGAGAGCCGGGCGAGAAAUUCAACGCCACCACUGGCAGUUGAAGAGAAGUUCGAGCCACAAACGCCGAUUUCACGAGGCACAAUCGAGACUUCAUCUUCGAGUGACGCUAAGCCUACCACAAUUAAGAAAAUCGUGAAAGUUUCCAAAAAAUCUAAACUAGCGCAACCACUGCCAGUCACGCCCACAACUCCGACGCCAGCAACAACGUCCACAACGACUACGCCGGCUGAAAACUCUAAGGAAUCAAGUCCCGUGGUAAAAGAAAAAUCCCCCGAGAAGAAACCAAGUAAAGGUUUACUGUACGCUAUUGGGCAGAAAUUUGAGAAGCUGCGUGAUUCUGCUAUGAGUAAAGAAAAGAAGAGCGUCACUUCUAGUCCCGCUUCUUCUGCAAAUGGCGUUGUGGUAAAGAAAAAGUCACCAGAAAGUUCAUCACCAGAUAAAGUUAAGGAUAAGUCUACAUUACUUAAAAAGAAAAAGUCUUUGGAUGGCAGCUACACAAAGAGCACAGUGGAAAACAAUACAGCCGUUAAACCGCCCGGUAUCGAUGGUGAAGUAAAGGAAAAACCAGCAAAGGCGGAUAAGCGCUCGAGAAUUGAUGCUGUGAUCCGUUCAUUGCGUGAGCGGUCAGUACCACGAUCACGUCCCGCAACCGAAACAAACUACAUCAAGCGCGCUGUCAGCGUGGAGGACAUGCCGGGUACGUUUAAUAAGAAUGCAGUUAAUCGGGUGUUGGGGCUCUUUAAGCGUAAUGAUAAAGAUGCGAAUGGGGCAGAGCGGCGUGUACAAAGCACACGUUCCACCAGUAACAUUGAACGUCAGAUACGCGAAACUUCUCCGUCGCCCAUUUACCAGAAUACAGGAGAAUGUCAUCGUUCAAGUAGCAUUUCAGCCGCUAUUGCCGCCAAUUUAAACACGGUACGGAAACCAGAGGUCACUGCCAAAUGUAGCUGUGAGAUUGCGCCGACGCCUAGAGUAAACACAGAGGAGAAGCAUUGUGCUGAAUGUUUACAAGACGCCGCAGCAAUCCAGAAAUCUAAGACCAACCGGGAUGAAAAGGAGGUCGUAUUGCCGGCUAAAGAAAUGACGCAGGGCAAUAAAGAUAAACGUAAGGGUCUCAUGUUGGAUCUUACGAAGUUAGAUAAAAUUGAUAACAAUACUACAACGAAUCGCAACAACAUAAAGUCGACCUACAUGAAUGGUAAUGGUAUCUACUCGAAUCUGCCACCUUAUCCUGGUGCGGUGAACAGCUCUUCAAACAACAGCUCCAGUCAACAAUCCAUGGAUAACGCCACUAAUAAUAAUAAUUCUUAUAUGACUAAUAACAAUUCAUCAAUGCAGACCUCGCAAACAUCAGGUUAUCGCACUUCGUCCACGCACGAGAUAAAUCGAAAUCAUUUACUAACACCCUCUACUGAGAACAUUGCCAAUUACUCUUCCGACUCGCGCAGUUAUCAAGAUGAUUGUGCCUCGACUUCGACGUUCUUAUCACCAACGGAAGAGCCGGAGCUCUACUUCGAUAAUUGGUCCGUUUGCUCGGAAGACAAUUAUAUGCUGCACGCUUCACCUUCACCAACUGUUUCGCGUCUCUCACGUGCAUCGCAGCUCUCAUCGCCCACACGUGGUGAAAGCUCUGAUCCAAAUGAGAGCGUAAUUGAUCGUAUCAAACGUCGUAGUUUCUACUGCCGCUUUAACGAUAAGAAACCCAAACGUACUAGUAGUAUUGUGGGACCGAGUGCAGUGCGCGACUACUAUCGUGAACAGCAGGCGGCGGUUAAGGCACGUUCCAGCAAUAAAAUAAACCCCAACGAACGCGCCAAAUCGCCAGACAUUACACAAGAGUUCUUUAGACCUUUGAAGUUGAGUCCAGUCGGCACUGAAUUGAAACCACCCAUUUAUAAAGCGCCGUUGGACUAUGCCACUAACAUAACGAAGCCACGAAAGAGCCUCAACGAUAUACGACCCACCACGUCACCUUCUCUGAUCAGCAAACGUUAUGGUUCUACAGCCGACAGCGAUUACAUGACACUCAACAGCGGUGUGCCCAUACGCUACAAAUCAUCUGCCAGUUCCAGUCCUUACGAGAGCAAAGGCUCUUCGGCGACCAGCGGCUUGAGUAUGGGUGUUGGUACGGGAAUUGGCACUGGCAUAGGCGCUGGCGGUAGUUACUACAAUACCUACAGCCCGAAACGACGUUCCUCAUAUACAUUCAAUGGCACGCUGCCUAGUGGUGCUACACUUACCAAUUCCACUUUGGAUGGUUACGCGACGGUGGGUCGGCGACCUAUACGCGCCUACGAUCAUCGCACAAUGUCACUGCUCGAUCCUACAACCUCGUCUACACCGUCGACGGCGGCUUCGACUGCUGCCAGCAGCUUUAGACGAGAGGCACGCACGCCAGUACGCGACUACACUUCAAGCAUUUCGAGAUCGAAUUCUCGUUACCGAACAUCGUCGGCGACUCGCAGUCCAACAAACAUUUGAUGUACAACACCGCAGAAUGGUUUCUGUAUCUUCUGCUAUUACUCGAAACGGAAUCGCAGCAGCAGCACGCAUACCGCCUCGUCGUCGGCGUCCUCAAGGGCUAGUGGCGACAAGAAACUGCAGGAAUGCACAACUCGAAUUAGGAAUAAGUUUUAAUUCUACUACGACAAAUAGCGUUCACUAAGCAACUAAUUUAAUUACCACAUAUACACAUACAUACAAUAUGUAGAGAUGUAUGUAUAGCGUACAAUUACUUAAGUCUGAUUCACACCGAUCGAUAGAUAUAUGUAAGUCCACAUGUUAGAAAAAUGUUGGGAAAAGUCAUUAAUGGUUUAGAAGAGUUAAGAAAAGAGAUAUAAUAGGACAUUUUUUGGAGUAAAAAUAUUUAGGUUAGGAUUUGAAAAGUUGUAAACCCCGAUAAACCAGCACAGCUGGACAGAAAAACAGAGAAUAGUUGGGCUCCUGGAUAUGUACGCUUUUUUGUUGCACUCGGAUCCUUUAUUAUUUAUAUCCUUUCCUAAGAUAUAGUUGAAGUCCAAUGAGCGAACAUUAGAUUGAUCUGAAUGGAGACGGUUGAAUAAUUGCUGAGAGUUUCCAUGGAAGGAUUUCUGGUAAUCUUUUAAUCCAAUAAACUUUUAGAAAAAAUUUCAAAAUUUCGGAGGUUUUUUGAAAUUCAUAUUAAGAUUGUCCAGACGGAAUUGAAAAAUUUGUUAUCUUGGUAGUCGGUAUCCAGUUGAAGUAUAGGAAAGGUUGACUGUCUUUUGAAAUUGCAUAAGGAAUUUUAGAAUCCAUACAAUUAUUUGAAAAAAAUACUUGAUUCCAACUCAUUACGUCUACCUUUUAAGCUUCGAAAGCCAUUGGUUUGUAUGCCAGUUGCGACAGACCCUCGAAAGUUUAAUGAAAGCUCGAAGUUUUUAGUACAAAUCAAUAUGGAAUCAAUAAAUGCGAGUUGCCAAAAUAAUUUCCAUUCUUUUGACUCACCGAAUUGAGCUUCCAGCAAAGAGUUCUGCAACUGCAACGAUUGCGGUGUGAAUCAUACAUUUAUAAAUCUUUAGAAGAUUUAAGUAGUAACGAAAUCGAUUAAUAACUAUAUUUGUUUAAUUAAUAGACUAAUUAUAAUUACGAUAUGAACUGUAAGCAGCAACAUACUAUAUUAAUAAUGACUGACUUAAAAGAACAAUAAUACAAUUUGAAUUGAAAUAUCAAAAACUGUUUUUGGUUUUCAUUAUCUCAUAUAACCUUAACAAAUGUGCCUUUAUUUGGAAAAUAAUUUGAGUGUUUAACAAUUAAUGAAUUAUUAAAUCAAAUUUAUGUAAUUUGAAGAAGAACUUGGCGUGCAUAUUUUUAGAUGAAUUAAAGUGUGAGCUUUCAUCUGUAUAGCUGGAAAAGCCGGAAAGUUGUCUGAAUUUAUGAACUUGUGAAAUAUAAUUUUUAAAUAUGACAGCUCAUUAUAAAUCCUGCAAUAAAAUGGGAAAGAUUUACAAAAACUUAAAAGUUUUCCAUUCGAAUUUACAUCAAAGAUGUUUGUAAAAGCUUUUAAGAAAUCAUGAAAUUUUAUAUUGAUUUAUUAAAAAAAAAAUGUACCUUUAGAUAACUGGUGCCAAAAACUUAAAAAAUAGAAAUAUUCACAAGCUUUUACAAAUUUUGGAUUUAUUCUUCAUUAAUCUUUGUGUUGUGGUAAAGCUUUUAGUGUAAGCAAUUAAAUUUAUAUUUUCGAUCACUUUUAUUUCUACUGACCAUUUGUUGAUUAUAACCCCAAAAUAUCGAAAUAAAUUCAAACAUUCUUUGGAAGAAGUUUUAAGACCCCUUGUUAGUAUAUAUAUGUAUGUCGACCGAUGUGUAUUUGUUGGCAACCGAUCUUUAAGGGAAGACAUGAAAGCUCUCUAAAAUCAUGUAUAAAUUUUUUUUAAUUCUUAGAAAAGCUUUUCGAAUACCGCAAAAACGUAAAAGCUCUUAAAGAAUCGAACAAUUGUCAUAAUCAUUUCAUGAAUAAUGUUAAUUUGCAGUAUCUAACCUUGGGAAAAGGUGUUGAAAAUUUUGGUAUCACAAAAAUCUGCAAACAGACUUCUAAAGACACCUGAAAUGUCAAUGUAAAAUUGCUGUAAUUAUUUCAUUUUAAUAUGUAUCAACAUUUUUUUUAUAUUGCUAAAACCUUGUGAAACACUGAGGGAUAUAAAUGUCUCCAAGCUUUCAAAAUUUUUUAACAAAAUUGAUUAAGCGUUACACUACUUAUUUUUAGUUUCAAAAUAUCUAGUAAACUGCUUUAAAGAAACCUUAGUCUUAGCCCUUUUUCAUUAUUAAUUUAAUUUUAUAUUUAAGAGCUUUCACAUCUACUACAAACCGCAUGAUUUUCAUCCGAAUUUUUUAUCAUUGAUACCCGAAAAGUGAAUGUACAGGUAUACCCCGUUUGGAGUAGGAAUUAAUGGAUUUUGUAGUGAAUUUUGAAAAGAACUGAUUUUUUAGAUGGAGCACAAACACAAAUACGAAAGUAAUUAAGAGAAACUGUAAUCUCAAAAGUAUAUAUAAACACCAAAAAAAAAGUAUGAAAGUGUAUGUAUGUAAAAUCAAAUUCAAACUUUAAUAAGAGAUUAAAAUUAAAAAAAAUAUUAAGAUUAAAAAAAAUAAACUAAAAUUAAAAAAAAAAAAAUAUUAAGAUUAAAAAAAAAAACUGAAAUUCGGAAAUAGAAAAUUGUUAAAUGAUAGAAAUGUUAAUGUUAUUAUAUGUAAUAUCAUAGAUUAUUGAAAAAUGUUGGCAGAACUAAACCGGUACUGUAAUCGUGUAAGACUUGGAUAUCGUGUGACCCCGUUUAGUAACAGCGAAUACGCAUAGCGAAUUUUCAAUACGAAUGCAACAAAGACGUAUGAAAUAAUGGAAACAGCCUGAUAUGUAGACUUUAACAAUGGAAUUGUAUGGAAAUUUAUUAGAUUUGAACUGUAUGCGUACUUUUGUCACGGUAUGUACGAAUAACGUAGCUACUUGUUUAGUGAAAAUAUAGUUAAGCGUAAAUUACAAACUAAUUAAGUUAAUUAAAAAAUAUUAAUUAAUUAAAUUAAUAGUUAAUUAAAUAUGUAUUUAGCAAUAGCAGAUGCAUGGAUUUGAAGAGUUUACUAGAAAUCGUACAUUAUAGAGUUGCCAAGUUCAUUGAAUAAAAAAUAAAAACUAAAAAAAAAAUAUAUAUAUUUACUUAGUAAUAAAGAUCUACUAAAAUUGUGCGCAGUUGUUUAUUUUAAUUACAAAAACAGUUACUAUUACUAAUAGUGCGUAUUAUUUAGAGAAUUUGUCAAUAAAUAAUAUUAUUUUUGCUCUAAGAAAUAAAUAAAAAUGCAGUUGGAAUACAAAAUAGAAAGUAUUUGUGUUUGCAAUGAAAAAAAUCGAUGAAACAGUUGUAAUUAGCCAAUUAAGAUAGGAAAGCAAACAAUAGAAAUACAUAAUUGUUUAACAAGGAAACUUUAAAUUACAGAAUUAAAUACUUUUGUAAUUACCAACUACAUUUAAAUACAGCUCUGCAUAUAUCUACAGGCCAGUAUUUAUUAAAACAGUUAAACACUCUGUAUGUAACAAAAUGUACUAUUUAGACUUCCAUAUAUCCAUAUAUACAUAGAUCUGUUGUGUUAUUUCUUAUUUUUGGAAAUACGAGUACAAGAAGCAAUUAUUUAAUGGAAAAUAAAAUUUUUGUUACUUUCAUUUGAA